AUUCUCUCUCUCUCUCCUCUCUCUUUCUCUCAAGCAUCAACACACGAGACCACGGCUUUUUGUUCUUUUGCUGUCUACGGUGAGCUUACACUCGUUUAUUUGGUUGUUAAUUUAUUGCCGAUUUUAUUCUUGAUUUUUUUGAUGUAUCUGACAGCCACUAACCCCUCGCCAUCGUCACAGAACCUCACUUAUCCCACGUCUUACAUACAUAAUCACUCGAAAUGGCUUUGAAGCGAAUUAACAAGGAACUCACUGAUCUCGGACGUGAUCCGCCCUCUUCCUGCUCUGCUGGUCCUAUCGGAGAUGAUUUGUUUCACUGGCAAGCAACUAUCAUGGGUCCCAGCGACUCGCCAUACUCUGGUGGUGUCUUUUUCCUAGCGAUCCAUUUCCCGACAGAUUAUCCCUUCAAGGCCCCCAAGGUCAACUUCACCACUCGCAUAUACCACCCCAAUAUCAACUCCAACGGUAGCAUCUGUCUGGACAUUCUGAGGGAUCAGUGGAGUCCUGCUCUUACAAUCUCGAAGGUCCUUCUUUCAAUCUGUUCCAUGCUUACAGACCCCAACCCCGACGACCCGUUGGUGCCUGAGAUUGCCCACGUGUACAAGACAGAUCGUGCCCGAUACGACGCCACGGCUCGAGAAUGGACGCGCAAAUAUGCCAUUUGAUUGACGAUACGACAUUUACUUCUCAAAGAUCAAUAAUCACUGCAUCAAUCGGAUCGACAAAAGUUGAAUCGAUCUCGUUACGGCCUAUUCGGUUUCGUGGUCUCAUGUCUUCUUUCGUUCUGAACUGAAAGUAGACAUGCAACGAUCAUAGAAUUGCAGAUCGGAGAUAUGUAGCCUUGGCGUACUGUGGUGGUUUUGGAUCUUUUGUUUCUUUCUUCUAGUUCAUCUUCAUAUUUGCGUCGGGUUUCCAUUCUCUGAGUCUUUCGUCCUACGAGUUUUUAUGCAAUCAUCAUGACAUGACAAAUCAUUCAUCGGCGGGAUGUCGUUUAUCAAGUAUUAUCGAGUAUUAUUAAUCUUAUGAAAUUGUAGUGGUAGAGUGUCAAAAGUAGAUGUAUUCAUUACACGUGAGAGAGUAUGAAGUUAAUACACAAGUCAAUCAACCUAUUCGCCGAAAUCAAUGUAUGCAUGUAUGUAGUUUAUCUGUCCCGUGCUCCAAUAUCAGAACCUUCUGAAUCAGUUUGUCGUAAGUAUUCUUGAAUCAUGAUGCAAAUAACCGAACACCAGCACUAAGAAAAAGAAAGAAAAAAAAAAUAGGUAGAUGGAGUAAAAAUUAAUAUACCCUCGAAGCAGAAUGCGACUUCUUCGACAUCCCACUAACCCUCGACGAACCCUUAUGAGCAGAAUGAUGAGAACUAUGCCGAUAAGAAUGAUUACUCGACACCUGACUGAUACUAUCACUCGGUUUAACGGGUUGAUCGAAUUUACUUCCUGUUUCGGCUGUCUCUCGUUUCGAUGCCGACGAUACAUGGGAUUGGGAGGAAGGACCAGAUCUGGAGCGAUGCGAUCGU
Talaromyces stipitatus ATCC 10500 is the source of this 1513-nucleotide messenger RNA. Its product is annotated as ubiquitin conjugating enzyme (UbcD), putative. Lineage: Eukaryota; Fungi; Ascomycota; Eurotiomycetes; Eurotiales; Trichocomaceae. Bases 222 to 665 code for a protein of 147 amino acids. The record is from RefSeq and is a predicted model, not a curated record. The transcript has 4 exons. Gene Ontology annotation, molecular function: ubiquitin conjugating enzyme activity. Gene Ontology annotation, cellular component: nucleus. Gene Ontology annotation, biological process: protein polyubiquitination; ubiquitin-dependent protein catabolic process.